CCGUCCGCCAGCCGACCUCUUGCCAUUCCCUCCCUCCUGCCUCCAGAAGAAGUUCCGUCGGGAUUCGAACGCUUCUUCCCGUCCCCUGCUCCCUCAGUGCAGGGCGAAACCGUCACCCCACCGCCUCCCCGAACCGCCUUUGGACAAGAUGAUAUUACACCUGGUCGUGGCGGCGGCGAUGGCCGUGGCCACAACCCGCGCCUGGCCCAUUUCGCCUCUGGGGGACUAUCUGCGAGGAGAAAUAGAAAACCAGAAUGUGACUUGCGGGGACGACCUCAAAUUUUGGGUUCAUAAAGAUUCAAUCAAACUGAACUUCCUCGGUUCGAACUCUCACCUUGGGAUUCCCGCCGGGUGCUCCGUCAAAAUUCGCGUCGAUGUGGACGACCUAAGUCUUGAGAAAUACGGUCUGCGGUUCACGGGUUCGUACGACUUCAAAGACCCACUCAAUGUCAACGAUGAGUGUUCCUCUUCCAGCCUAACAAUCACCGACAUGGAUGACGAGCAGGACGAAACGGGGACAAAGAAUGUCACCUGCGGCCACGGUGACGUCUCGUACCACACCUCGCAGGACUCGACUAACGUCCUGUUCCUAGCGGGUCCCCAGGGCGCCACUGGACUCGGCUUCAGUCUCUUGGUUGAGCCUCAUUACCUGUGCGGGGGACAUAUCACUACAAGCACGACCAUUAGCUCUCCUGACUAUCCUGAGCCUUACCCGAUCGAUAUAGGUUGUUUCUGGUACAUACAGGGUGAAGAGAUAACACUUCGUUUUCUGGAUUUCGAUCUCUAUCCGAAGAAAUGCAACGACUUAGUUGAGGUUCAGUCUUUGCGAGGUGGCAAUGACGUCUUUUGCGCAUCGAAAGUGGAUGGCAAAGUCAAGAAAUACGAUGGGCCAAUUUAUAUCAAGUUCCGGUCUUCGAAACGGCGAGAGAAUGUGAAUAAAGGAUUUAACUGCAAAGUUACUAUCAAGUCUUCAAAGAAGAGUUUGCCAAAUAUUUUAUCAAAGUUUUAUGAAGAGUAAAAUAUCCUAAUUUUACUCUUUUUAAAACACAUUCCAAGGACUUCAAAUGACACACCCAAAAGUACUAGACACACUACGCCAUCAUGCAUUCACUAUUCAACAAUAAAUUAAACACUGAACAAAAUUACACUAAAUCAUGAAAAUAAAGGUGUAAUAUACAAGUACACAUAAAAGAAUAACAUGGCAAAAAAAAAUAAAAUAAAAUAGAGUAAUGUAAUUUAAUCAUAUUUAAUCAAAUAUUUACAAGCACUUUUUUCUUUAGUUUUUUUUAACUCACAUUUGUUUUGAACGUGUUAGAGAAGUAUAAUCUCAUUGUGGAAAGAUAAAGCGUAUUAAUAUUUUGAGUGAACUGGCAACUUGCUUUAGGACGUAAUGUUUAUCCUGAAUUCAUUGGAAUGAUGCAGCCCCCAUCUCUGUGUAACUAGCAAUGGCACAUACUUGGAACAUUGUAAACAAAGUGAAAACAAUAAAAAUUCUAAAUUGGCCGUAA
This is a messenger RNA of Penaeus indicus, 1508 nucleotides long. Its product is annotated as cubilin-like. The transcript is spliced from 7 exons. NCBI's taxonomy places the organism in Eukaryota, Metazoa, Arthropoda, Malacostraca, Decapoda, Penaeidae. The record is from RefSeq and is a predicted model, not a curated record. Bases 149 to 1018 code for a protein of 289 amino acids.